AUCCCAGUAGAUGGAGGUACUGCAACUUCUGACCAGUAGGGGGAGGUACGGCACCUUUUUGGUGGUUGUAGCAUAACGUGAAGAAGAACGAGGAGACCAAUGGAAAUGUGACAGGAAUCUCUGCUUAUAAUCUAUCUGUGUGCUGUUUGACCGACGGCGGUGAAGAUGUUUCCUAGUUUUGUAUUUCCAUUGCUUUUGCUCUUUAGUUUUUAUGAUAUGCCUUCUGAUGCGCAGAAGAAAAAAGAGACGUUGCUGUCUGAGAAGGUUGGUCAGAUGAUGGAGUGGGCGUCGAAGCGCUCCAUCAUCAAACUAAAUGGAGACAAGUUCCGUCGUUUUGUCAAAGCUCCUCCCAGGAACUACUCUGUAGUCAUCAUGUUCACAGCCCUACAACCUCAGAGACAGUGCGGGGUCUGCAGACAGGCUGAUGAGGAGUUUCAUAUAUUGGCCAACUCUUGGCGUUACUCCUCUGCCUUCACCAACAAAGUUUUCUUUGCAUCUGUUGACUUCGACGAAGGAUCGGACGUCUUUCAGAUGUUGAGUAUGAAUUCUGCGCCCACCUUCCUUCACUUCCCGGCCAAAGGGAAACAGCGGAAGACGGACAACUACGAGCUGCAGGUCAGAGGGUUCGCAGCGGAGCAGCUCGCCCGCUGGGUGGCCGACAGGACCGACGUGCACAUCCGUGUGAUUCGUCCUCCCAACUAUGCAGGGCCCCUCCUCCUUGGCUUCCUCUUGGCAGUUAUUGGUGGAUUGGCGUAUCUACGGAGACACAACCUUGAAUUCCUCUUUAACAAGAAUGUUUGGGCCUUUUCUGCACUCUGCUUUGUCUUGAUCAUGACUUCAGGCCAGAUGUGGAACCAUAUCCGAGGUCCUCCCUAUGCUCACAAGAACCCAAACACAGGACAAGUGAGUUACAUCCAUGGAAGCAGUCAGGCUCAGUUUGUGGCUGAGACGCACAUUGUCCUGCUGUUCAAUGGCGCUGUCACCAUGGGCAUGGUGCUGCUGUGUGAGGCCGCCACCUCAGACAUGGACAUCGGAAAAAGAAAAAUACUAUGUGUAGCAGGUAUCGGCCUUGUGAUGCUCUUCUUCAGCUGGCUGCUGUCCAUAUUUAGAGCAAAGUACCAUGGCUACCCCUACAGCUUCCUCAUGAGUUAGAUCUGACCCGGCGUCUCCUGGUACCAGAGGUUGGAUCUGACCCGGCGUCUUCUGGAACUUGUCUUCCAGAGGUUAAAGUGCCUUCAAUGCCAUUCUUCCCCAAGAUAACCAAUAACAGCCUUUCAACGUUCCUAAUCAAGGUCGUCCAGUUUGUUUGUCAGCAGCAGAGCAGGGUUGGCUGAUUAUCCACAGACUCUUGUUCUUUGGAUAACACUGUCCAGGUGUUGCGCCUCGAUUUCUUAAACGAUCAAACGACCCAUUCCUUCCAUGCUUCCAUGCAAGGAAUCAUGUGUUAUUUUGAACUCUAGGCUUGAUUCGUUAAAUUAUUUAAUUUUUGAGACUCCUCUUUUUGCCCCCUGGGGUUGAUUUUCGUUGACAUUGUAGUUUUUGUCCUGGUGUUGCGCAACACAUAAUUUGGAGGGAAGAGCAUUUUAUGUCAAAUAAGUGCCAUCGGCUAAUAUUUUACCAUCAGGUAUUUUCUUAUAGAUGUCAAUGUAUAUUGUUAAUUUAAUUUGUUGUCUUUUGGGCCAAUACCCAAUAAUUCAACCACCCUAAAUGUCCUUUAAUUACCAUUUUAUAAGCAAGGAAAUGGAAAGAAUGAAAACAUAGUAGUACAAUCGUUUUUACUAAUUCUACAUAAACCCUUGGUCUUCAGGAUUGGCUAAGUAAGAAUCUGUAAAAAAAGAA
Messenger RNA from Gadus macrocephalus (Pacific cod), 1839 nucleotides. RefSeq names its product magnesium transporter protein 1-like. The record is from RefSeq and is a predicted model, not a curated record. Gene Ontology annotation, cellular component: oligosaccharyltransferase complex. Lineage: Eukaryota; Metazoa; Chordata; Actinopteri; Gadiformes; Gadidae. Bases 166 to 1152 code for a protein of 328 amino acids. The transcript is spliced from 10 exons.